Molecule: messenger RNA, 1100 nt
Organism: Cladocopium goreaui
Lineage: Eukaryota; Dinophyceae; Suessiales; Symbiodiniaceae
Source: the annotation of a GenBank genome assembly
CACAAGGUUUCAAUGCUGGAAAUUGCCUAGUGACAGUGGUGACAGUUGUGAUUUUUUCCUGUACCUUGAAGCGCUGGCUCGAGCCGUUGGUCCUUUGCCUGUGCUGCAGUGUGCCCUGGCUGAUGCAUGGACGUGACUUGCCGCAGCCGCAGUAGAGACCGAAGCCGCAGCAAGUGCCGGAGCAGCGGUCGAAGCCUCCGGAGCCGGAGCGUCGCGUCCAGCAGUAGGUCCCGGCGCCACGGCCACGGCCGGCGGCGACGCGAAGCACGCGACGCGUCGCACACGUCGCCGGCGUCGUCCUCUGCCAGGUCUCACCGAGAUCGCCGACGCCAUCGACGCUACCGCAGGCCGCGUCGCGCCCGGCGCGUGAGCUCGGCGCGGCGCUCCGAACGUGCCGGACCUUCGGCCCGGCGAAGGAGUCGACGAUCCAAUUCAUGGAGGCCACGCUUUGCAUCAACGUCUCCCUCCUUUGCAGCACAUGCAGCGCUGGACCCAACGCUACGACUGCCCUGUGGGCUAACCUCGGUUGAGGUGCUCGACCUAUUGUCUCGUGAGAUCACGCCCGACGACUACGAGCUCCUCUUGCGUCUCGACAAGGCCGUGGGGCAACCAGUGGCCAGCACGGAAACGGUGGAGGCACUCCCGAGCGUCGCACCCGAGGAGUUCAAAGGUCAAAAUUGCUCGAUUUGCCUGGCGCCUUUUGAGGAUGACAGCGAGGUUGCAGCUAUGCAAUGCAAACAUCAAUUUCAUCGCAGCUGCAUCUCCAGGUGGCUCUCAGAAUGUCGGAAGACGUGCCCCCUCUGUGGAAAGGAUGCCUCUUGAUACGCGACGAGGAGUUUCACGGAGGUCGGCUGUGCGGCAUGCUGAGCAAUCUCCAGCGAACGAACAGGUAGCUUUGCUGGAGGUUUCUUGCGUGCAUGUGCACCACUCAAUGUCCUGGCUUGUGCAGAGCAGGAUCAGCCAGAUGCUGGGUUGCAGGUACGAAUCGCUACCAAACGAGCUGUUGACCCAUGGCAUUUGGGAAUACGAAAAUUCAUUGCAGGUUUUGAAGUUGACUUUGAGUACCGCCCUACCAAUUUAGAGUGGCCAGGCCAGAUACC